Antechinus flavipes (yellow-footed antechinus) is the source of this 893-nucleotide messenger RNA. RefSeq names its product cationic trypsin-3. Bases 27 to 770 code for a protein of 247 amino acids. The record is from RefSeq and is a predicted model, not a curated record. Gene Ontology annotation, biological process: proteolysis. The transcript is spliced from 5 exons. NCBI's taxonomy places the organism in Eukaryota, Metazoa, Chordata, Mammalia, Dasyuromorphia, Dasyuridae. Gene Ontology annotation, molecular function: serine-type endopeptidase activity.
GCCUUGCCUAGAUCCCUAGGACAACCAUGAAGGCCAUUAUCUUCCUUGCCCUCCUGGGGGCUGCUGUUGCUUAUCCCGUUAGUGAUGAUGAUGACAAGAUUGUUGGAGGCUACACAUGUGCACCUAACUCCCUCCCCUAUCAGGUGUCUCUGAACGCUGGCUAUCAUUUCUGUGGUGGUUCUCUCAUCAAUGACCAGUGGGUGGUAUCAGCUGCUCAUUGCUACAAGUCCCGAAUCCAGGUGAGACUGGGAGAGCACAACAUUGAUGUCAUUGAAGGUGGUGAGCAGUUCAUUGAUUCAGCUAAAGUGAUCCGCCAUCCUAACUACAAUUCUUACAUGAUUGACAAUGACAUCAUGCUGAUUAAGCUGAAAACACCUGCCACCCUCAGCUCUCGAGUGUCUGCCGUCUCCCUGCCUAAAUCCUGUGCUGCUGAUGGAACUUCAUGUCUCAUCUCUGGCUGGGGCAAUACUUUAAGUUCUGGUGUCAACUACCCAGAACUGCUUCAGUGUCUGGAUGCCCCCCUGCUUUCUGACGCUACCUGCCGCAAAGCCUACCCUGGACAGAUCACCGACAACAUGAUCUGCUUGGGCUAUCUGGAGGGUGGAAAGGAUUCCUGCCAGGGUGAUUCCGGUGGCCCUGUGGUCUGCAAUGGAGAACUUCAAGGAAUUGUCUCCUGGGGUUAUGGUUGUGCUCAGAAAGGCAAACCUGGUGUCUACACUAAGGUCUGCAACUAUGUGGACUGGAUUAAGAAGACCAUUGCAGAAAACUAAACUGUUUCCUUUAUGGCUCCUUUUCUCUGAUCUAAUCCUCUUGCAAUUACCAAAAAUGUAGAGCACUCCAUCUACUAAUCACAAAUGGAGAAAUUGUAUUUAAAUAAAGACUUGUAUCCUGUA